This is a messenger RNA of Arabidopsis thaliana (thale cress), 725 nucleotides long. RefSeq names its product Heavy metal transport/detoxification superfamily protein. The record is from RefSeq and is marked reviewed. Gene Ontology annotation, molecular function: metal ion binding. The transcript has 3 exons. Bases 69 to 542 code for a protein of 157 amino acids. Lineage: Eukaryota; Viridiplantae; Streptophyta; Magnoliopsida; Brassicales; Brassicaceae.
GAAGACACAAAAAAGUUCGGAGCAAACUCCCAUCAAACAAAUCACGCGGAUUCUCAGAAGACAAUAACAUGAAGCAAAAGAUCCUGAUAAGAAUUGCUAUGACUGAUGACACAACUCGAGCAAAGGCAAUGAAAACUGCGGUUCAGUUUAAAGGCGUGAACGCUGUGGAAAUAAAGGGAGAUCACAGGAACCAGAUUGAGGUGACCGGUGUUGAAGUCGAUAUGAUUGCUCUAAUCAACACACUCAGGAAAAAAGUUGCAUUUGCGGAGCUUGUUAGCGUAGCUAAAGUUGAACCACCUAAGGAUGGUGACAAAAAGCCAGAAGAAGAAAAGAAACCCGAAGAGAAGAAACCCGAAGAGAAGAAACCUGAAGAGAAGAAACCUGAGCCAUGUUGUCAACCAUGGCAAAAACCUGAGCCAUGUUAUCAACCAUGGCCUCAUGAUGGAUAUGGUGUGCCAUCUUCCUAUCCCUACCCGUGUGAUCCCUACAAUCAGAUCGGGGAACCCGUUUACAAUCAAGAUCCCAAUUGCAGGAUCAUGUGAGAUAGGUUUCAUGUGGAAGAUUAACGGAGGAGAUAGCAGUUUUUCUAUACUAAGAUUGUCAACAUGUUAAUGCAAUUUGAUAGUCAGAUUUGUUAAAUGAAUAAAAAGUCUUGAGCUAUCAGUAUCACACAAAUUCUCUACUUGUAGAUGCUCUUAUAACAUGUAAAGCCAAAUCUUGUUAUC